AUGUAUGUGGUUCCUCCUCCUAAUAGAUCCGAUUUGUUAUCUGGAUCCGCAAAGGGGUCGGAUGAACUCCGAGUUUACCAGACCUGGAAGGGCAGCAACAAAUUUUUGCUUCAAGGAAGGUUUGUUUUUGGCCCAGAUGUAAGGUCGCUGGCUCUCACCAUAAUCCUGAUUGUGGCACCAGUCACUGUUUUUUGUGCCUUCGUUGCCAGGAAGCUAGUGGAUGAUUUUAGUGAUAACUGGGGAGCAUCAAUCAUGGUCAUUGCAAUUGUUUUCACGUUUUAUGACUUAAUUCUUCUCUUGUUAACUUCUGGAAGAGAUCCUGGUAUAAUCCCUAGAAAUGCACACCCGCCAGAACCUGAAGGCUACGAAGGGAAUGUGGUGGAAGGUGCUCAAACUCCACAAUUGCGCUUGCCUCGUAUUAAGGAAGUUGAAGUUAAUGGCACCACAGUGAAAAUUAAGUACUGUGAUACGUGUAUGCUUUAUCGGCCCCCACGCUGCUCACACUGUUCGAUAUGUAAUAACUGUGUUGAAAGAUUUGACCACCACUGCCCUUGGGUUGGGCAAUGCAUAGGAUUGAGAAACUACCGAUUCUUUUUCAUGUUCGUCUUCUCAACAACUCUGCUAUGCAUAUACGUUUUUGGUUUCUGCUGGGUCUACAUUAGAAGGAUCAUGGCCACCGAGCAGACUUCGAUAUGGAAGGCAAUGAUCAAGACUCCUGCUUCCAUUGUUCUGAUUAUCUACACUUUCAUCGCAGUUUGGUUCGUCGGUGGCCUUACAGCUUUCCAUCUUUAUCUGAUCAGUACAAAUCAGACGACCUACGAGAACUUCAGAUAUAGAUACGACCGGCGAGCCAACCCGUACAACAAAGGUGUGGUCAAAAACUUCAAGGAAAUAUUCUGUGGGCCCACUCCCCCUUCCAAAAACGACUUCCGGGCCAUGGUGCCUCGAGAGCCUGCGAGAUCGGUGGGCUUCGUGAGCCCAAACAUGGGAAAAGCGGGUGACGACAUCGAGAUGGGCCGAAAGGCUGUGUGGGGAGAUGUGGGUCAUGUUUUGGACCAGCCCGAGGCCCAAUUGAGCGAUAAUGAUGUUGGGAAAGAAGGUAGAAUGGGUGAGAUGAUGUCACCGGAGAUAAGGACAACAGUUGAUGAGGGUGAUCGGGCGGGGAUCCACCACCACGCGAAGCGGUCGAGCUGGGGGAGGAAGAGUGGCAGCUGGGAAAUGUCACCGGAGGUUCUGGCGCUGGCUUCGAGAAUGGGGGAGACGAACCGGACGGCUGGUAGCACCAGUAAUGUCCGGUCAACAGAGCCCAAGUUGUGA
This is a messenger RNA of Striga hermonthica, 1317 nucleotides long. The record is from the annotation of a GenBank genome assembly. Lineage: Eukaryota; Viridiplantae; Streptophyta; Magnoliopsida; Lamiales; Orobanchaceae.